AUUCAGUGUAAAAUUUCUAAGGUAAUGUUCAUCUUUAUUUUCUCUAAAAGGUUAAUGUACACAAUAGCUGUAAUAGAAAAUUGUAGUACCUAAUCGAAAUGGAACUAUACUAUGAUUUACAAUUAAAACAUCAAUAUUAAAUGUAGCUUUAUGUACGAUUUUACACAUACUUUUUUAGAAUUUUCGGUAGGUAUAACAAAAAUAUUCGACGUUCGAUUAUGAUAUCCGAUCAAUAACAAAUAAGAUGUAUGUAAACAAAUACUGAUAUGUUAUUAAUAUUAAUGUUAAACAGCUGAUUUUGAAUGAUAAUAUGUUUUCCAGUUUAUUGUUCGUUGCAUGUUUUAUUAUCAUCCAGGGUUCCAGUGAUUUGUUAUUGUUAUCAUUUGUUUUAUCUCGUAUACAAAAUAUACUACAAGUUGUUGACUCACAGUGCACUACAAACAUUCGAUUAUUUAAGCUAAUCUUCGUAUAACAUAUUAUUUAAAUCGCCUUAUAAAUUUUUGUAACAAUGAAUAAUAAUACUAGUUUGUAUUUGUUGUUAGUUGUAACUUUUAUUUUGACCAUUAGAUCUGGUAAAUAUUAUAUUAUCUAUACUAAAAAUGUUUCAAGACGUAUUUAAUAAUAUUGAUAUAUAGUUUAAACUUUAAAAGACGAUGAUUAAUUCGUUAAAAUUGUUUUGUUUAGCUUCGAGUAUAUCGUGUUACCAAUGCAACAGUACUGAUAUAAAAUAUCAAUUUCUAUGUGGAGAGUUUAUGGAUACUCAUGUCGAUGAGUUAUCAGCACAACCAUGUUUGGAAAACAAUGCAAAUUAUUGUAUUAAAUUGGUAGGUUACCAUGAAGGUAUGUAUUAUUAUACACGUUUGAAAUAAUAUGUUAGUUGAAUUGAUGUUAUUUUAACGAUUUUUUAUAGGAAGAUUUGGAGUGAGACGUUUUUGUUCUGUCCACAACCUAGAUGAUAGAUGUGAAUUUAGUAAUAUUAUUUCUGGCGAUGAAAGAGAUUAUAGAACGUGCGUUUAUACUUGCAGUUCUGAUGGCUGUAAUGGUUCGUCACUAGUCAAGUCUUUCAGAUAUUUAACAGGAAUAUGUUUUUUGCCGUUGUUUAGACGGCUUUUACUCUAGACAAUUAAAUUACCAACAUAUUAUACUCCAAAUUAUACUAAACAUUUAUUAUCAGGCUUUUUAUUGUUGUUGUAAUUUGUUUUACAUAUGUUGUUAAAUAUUUUGGUUUUUAAAAACUAUUUCGGGUUUUUGUAUUAUAUUAAAAUCAAAUCCGUUUACUAAUUAUAAUAUAAGUUAUAACAUUUAGAACCUGAGAAAUGCGUGCGUGUCUCGUAUGAUGUCGUUGACAUUUAUUAUGGAAAAUGUAUGAGCGCCGCCGUUUUCGUUGGUAUUUUCGGUCUUGGGACUGAUCAAUACUGCUCUUGCCGUUGUUUUGUCGAUUUUCGACCGGUUCAUGAAACGCAUACUACCCUUUGCGUUUACCGUAUGGCGAUGGCCGUCCUCUGUGGUACCGGCGAACAUCGUGAUAAACGAAUCCUUGAUGUCAACUGUUUUCAAGACGAGAGAUUUUUUCUUUGUCUUUCUUUUGAACACUGGGUGCACCUCCCGCUGCCGGUAAAACGCACAGUGACGCAUUCGUCGUCGCCGUCUUUUCGCUUUAUCCUUUUUUUCGGUGACCGCUUUUUCGAGUUUGGUGGUUUGCUGUGGCACCAGUACGCCGGUCGAUUUAAAAUAAUCGAAACAUGUGAGUACCACACACCGGCCGAUUGUAUACA
Cinara cedri is the source of this 1775-nucleotide messenger RNA. The record is from the annotation of a GenBank genome assembly. Lineage: Eukaryota; Metazoa; Arthropoda; Insecta; Hemiptera; Aphididae.